CCUUUAACUAAAGUACAUAAUUGUAAAUUUAAAAUUUAUUUGUUUUCGCCACGUGACAAUUUAAUAAUAAUUUACCAUUUUGGGUAAACUGGUUAUAUCGACAGCACCGAUACUAUCGAUUCCAUGCCGGCAUUUCCCACCAUCUGCCGCUUCCCGCGCAUUUCUUAAAGAUAAACCAACAUCUUUUCGGCUUGCUACUCGGUUUUCACUCGUUUAAAAACCGCCGUAGCAAUAAAACGUGAAAUCCUGCUCCGGUAUUAAUUCCCUUUUUCGGAGCCUAACAUCGUGAUCCUCCCACCGACACAAAAGAAACAAAAUGCCGCGUCGAAAGGCCCAGCCGAACAACAAUAAUGAUGGAGAGUCGGAUGCGAAGCCCACGCCGGCCAAGCGCCUCCGGAUCGCGUUCCACUUGGAGCUGCCCACCCGGCGGACGACGCUGGGCAAAGUGCUGGUCUGCGGCAUGGGUGACAUCGGCCAGCUUGGUCUCGGCGAAGAUGUAAUGGAGCGCAAGCGUUUGGCCCUGUUGGAAGACAUACCGGAUGCCGUGGAUAUCUGUGCUGGCGGUGUGCACAACCUGGUGCUGACCAACACCGGAGACAUAUACUCGUUCGGCUGCAACGACGAGGGCGCUCUAGGUCGAGACACUAGCGAGGAGGGCAGCGAAUCGAGGCCGGCGUUGGUCGAAUUGCCGGGCAAGGCACUGCGCAUUUCGGCGGGAGACUCGCACUCGGCGUGCAUCCUGGAGGACGGAAGUGUCUACGCUUGGGGCUCUUUCCGCGACUCGCACGGCAACAUGGGCCUCACCAUCGAUGGUAACAAGCGAACGCCUAUCAAUCUGCUGAAUGGUCAAUUGUGCAACAGCAUCGCCUCGGGCGCCGAUCACUUGGUGAUCCUAACUACAACUGGAAAGGUGUACACCGUGGGCUGCGCCGAACAGGGACAACUGGGCCGUAUCUCAGAGCGUUCGGUCGGCGGAGAGGGCCGUCGUGGCAAGCGUGAUCUACUGCUGCCCGCCCAGGUGAUCGUCAAGCGCACCAAACCGAUGGAGGCCAUUUGGGCCACCAAUUUCUGUACAUUUAUGCGCGAGUCGAGUACGCAGAUCAUCUGGGGCGUGGGCCUCAACAACUUCAAGCAGCUGGCUCACCAAAAGGAGAUCGAGCGCGUGUUAAUUCCCAUUAAAACAGAUUUAAAGGACGUUAAACAGAUUGCUGGCGGCAUUCAUCACACUAUAGUGCUAACGACAGACCUAAAAUGUUCCGUUGUCGGUCGUCCGGACUACGGACGCCUGGGUCUGGGCCCAGACAUAAAGGAUGUCGUGGCCAAAUUGACGCCCGUAACUAAGUUAAAGGACAAAAUCGUUUACGUGGGCUGCGGCGAAAUCUGUUCGUAUGCCAUCACCGAUGAGGGUAAACUCUACUCUUGGGGCUUGGGCUCGAACAACCAACUGGGCGUGGGUGAUGGCGAAGAUGAGGUGGAGCCAGUCCUGGUAGCUAGCAAGAACACACAAAACAAGCGCAUACUGCUCGCAGCCGGAGGUGGACAGCAUGCCAUCUGCCUGGUUGAGGCAGAUGAGCAGGAGCCGCAGGCGAAGCAAGAAAAGGCGAGCACCAGCAACGGCAAGAAAGAAAAGUCACCUUCAAAGGAAGCUGACGACAAGAAGGCUGAAGAGGAUAAGACGACACAGCCAACGCCUAAGAGUAGCGAUAAGAGCAACAAGGCCGAGCAGCCGGAGAAGGAUGAGAAGGCCAAGAAGCCGGCAACCAAGCGGGGUUCCAAAAAGACAUAGACUUACAAUUUAACAACAAACGUUGACUUUUUUCGGUCGCAUUGUAGCGGCUUUUCAUUUACGCUUACCCCCUUACGUUAUCCGUUGAGACUUUUGAUUUUUCGUUUACAUUAUCCUGAGAAUUCCGCUUUUAAGUUACAACACACUAUUUCAAUCAAUAAUUGUUUAUUAAAUAAAUACGUUUUGAAUACGAAACCGUAAUAAAUUUGUA
This is a messenger RNA of Drosophila serrata, 1997 nucleotides long. It is a transcript of the gene Rcc1, whose product is annotated as Regulator of chromosome condensation 1. Gene Ontology annotation, cellular component: cytoplasm. Lineage: Eukaryota; Metazoa; Arthropoda; Insecta; Diptera; Drosophilidae. The record is from RefSeq and is a predicted model, not a curated record. Gene Ontology annotation, molecular function: guanyl-nucleotide exchange factor activity.